This is a messenger RNA of Symbiodinium natans, 1119 nucleotides long. The record is from the annotation of a GenBank genome assembly. Lineage: Eukaryota; Dinophyceae; Suessiales; Symbiodiniaceae.
AUGCCACUGUCGCUGCUUGCCGUGCUGGCAGUCUCGGCGUGCGUGCCUGGUGCGGGGGCGGCGCGCGUCACAGGCGAGACAGCGCGCGGUGCUGGGCGCCACCAGCUUGCGGCCGGGCAACAGCUUCGCAGCCGCUUCGUGCUGAUCGAGCGCCUCGAGGCCGUGCAAGAGCUGCAAGAGCAAGGAGAGCAGACCGGUAAAGAGGGCGGCGACCCGGUUCCUGGCAAGAACUUUCCGAAGGUCGGAAAGUUGGCAAGCUACGGCAAAGGCUUGUUCCGGAGCCUGACGUUCCGAGACCCAGAGCAUCUCGGCAUGGGGAGCUUCGGCGACGCUUGGAGAGCCUACGACAACGAGCGCAAGGAGUAUGUUGUGCUGAAGAUCUUCUUCUACAGGCUCUUUGGAGAGUACAAGUAUCUGACCGGCAGGACAAGGGAUGGCAGCCAGGAGGUGGAGGAGGCGGAAAAGGAAUGCCUCGAAAUCCAGCGGUUGUUUUCAGUGCCAGGGGCUGACACAGAUCCCGGUGCCCGGCACAUCUGUCGGUGCUACGAGAACCACACCACGACCACGGAUGCCGAGGACGUGGACGAGCCUGCCUUCCUUGUGCUGGAGGACUGUGGGCAGUCGCUCAAGCACUACGAGCAGGCGACCUUCAAGAAGCCCUGGUCCUGGCGGAAGCGCGUGGUCGAGGGCAUUCUGGAGGCUGUGCGUUUCCUCAGCCAGCAGAACCUGAUCCACCACGAUUUGAAGCCCGACAAUGUCUGCGUGACCGAUGCCGGGGAGGCGAAGCUCAUCGACUUCGGGGCAAUGCAGGUGUGGCCCAACAAGACCGACCCCUGCCUCUCUACGGCCGGCUACUCGGCACCAGAAUGGACCGGCCGUUGCUUCGAUGCCACCGCGCCGAGCUCCGCCUACGACUCCUACGCCACCGGCAUCAUUUUGCUGGAGCUGCUCUGCGGAAAGGGCAGCUUCGAUAUCUCAAACCCUGAAAGCCCUUGCACCUCUUGGCUCAGCUUCGGAAUCGAUGCCAACGCUGUGCAGACGGCGAAGGAGCUGACGAACAGCAACGCCUCACUACGCCCCUCGCCGACAAGGGCGCUGAGCCUGCUGCGGGGCCUCUAG